UCUGGUGAUGCCCUGGCGGCAGCGGGCAUGGCGCCUCCCGCACGCUACUGCGUCCCUGGUGAGCGGCUGUGCAGCACGGAGGAGGCCACGGCUGGCAGCGGCACCUACACUCGUCAUGGCUUCAUCUUCUCCUCGCUGGCGGGCUGUCUGGAGAGAAAGAAUGAGGACAACGAGCUGCCCGUGGUGUCGGUGGUGAGAGACAGCGAGUCCCAGCUCCUGCCCAACGUGGGGGCUGUGGUGACAUGCAAGGUCUGCAGUAUUAACUCUCGCUUUGCCAAGGUCCACAUCCUGUAUGUUGGCUCCACGCCGCUGAAAUCCACCUUCCGAGGCACCAUACGGAAAGAAGAUAUCCGAGCCACAGAGAAGGAUAAGGUAGAAGUGUACAAGAGCUUCCGCCCCAGUGACAUCGUCCUGGCCAAAGUUAUCUCCCUGGGGGAUGCACAGUCCAACUACCUGCUGAGCACAGCAGAGAACGAGCUGGGCGUGGUGGUGGCACGCAGUGAGGCAGGGGUGCAGAUGGUGCCCAUCAGCUGGUGCGAGAUGCAGUGCCCACGGACACACACCAAGGAGUUCCGGAAGGUGGCCCGGGUGCAGCCCCAGUUCCUGCAGACAUAACACCCCAGGGGGCUGCAGCACUGGGGCCUGUGGAGCCAGAGCAGCCCCUGGGCUCCCACCCUCUUCACGGCUUCAGCCAGGCCUCCACUGGCAAGGACAGGUUUGCUACUUGUGGAUAAUAAAUUUUUUUUGAGA
Molecule: messenger RNA, 750 nt
Organism: Melospiza melodia melodia
Lineage: Eukaryota; Metazoa; Chordata; Aves; Passeriformes; Passerellidae
Gene: EXOSC1
Product: exosome component 1
Exons: 8
Coding region: 28-615 (195 amino acids)
Biological process (GO): RNA processing
Cellular component (GO): nuclear exosome (RNase complex); cytoplasm
Molecular function (GO): RNA binding
Source: RefSeq, a predicted model, not a curated record